CCCUCAACUUCAUCAAACCAACUUCCAGUUCCUCUAACUUAAAGCUCGACCCCCAUCAUUUAUUUCCGAAUUUAAACUUCGUUCUCCGGCCACCGUAAAACCACCAUGCUUCCUUCACCCACCUCAAUCGUAUCACUGCCUACCAAUACUCACCCUCCACCGCCACAACCUCUUUUUUCACUUAUACCGUUGCUUUUCUUGUUGAUACUUGUAUAUAAGGUCAUACGGAGGAGCCACCACCGGACCCAACCGGAGAAACUCCGGCUGCCACCAGGUUCAAUGGGUUGGCCUUAUAUAGGUGAAACUCUCAAGCUCUUCACUGAAAACCCGAAUUCCUUCUUCUUCAACCGUGAAAAAAGGUAUGGGAAAAUCUUCAAGACGCACAUAUUGGGAUGCCCUUGUGUGAUGAUAUCGAGUCCUAAAGUAGCAAAGAUCGUGUUGGUGACUCAGUCCCAUAUGUUCAAACCCACUUACCCUCCAAGCAAAGAGAAGAUGAUAGGCCCAGAAGCCAUCUUCUUUCACCAAGGUCCAUACCAUUCGCAUCUCAAGAAGUUGAUCCAGUCGUCGUUUCUUCCAUCUACUAUCAAAGGCUCUGUUUCCCAGAUCGAAGAUAUCGUCCUUGGGUUUCUACCCACUUGGGAACAUAAUAACACCAUCAACACCUUGCAUGAGAUGAAAAAGUAUGCUUUUGAAGUGGCAAUGAUAUCAGUUUUUGGGAACAAAUCUGAGGCAGAGAUGGAAGGAAUAAAGCCUUUGUAUCAAUGUCUAGAGAAAGGAUACAACUCCAUGCCUUUGAAUCUCCCUGGAACCCCAUUCAACAAAGCAAUGAAGGCAAGAAAGGCUCUGAAUGAGAAAUUAAAGAGGAUGAUAGAGAAAAGAAAGGGGAGUGGGGAGAAGGGAGAAGGACUGUUAGGGGCAUUAUUGUCAAAUGAAGAAGAUGAAGGGAAGAAGAAGAUGACGAUGAAGUUGAGUGAAUCAGAGAUCGCAGAUAACAUAAUAGGGGUGAUAUUUGCAGCCCAUGAUACAACUGCAAGUGUUCUAACAUGGCUCCUCAAAUAUUUGCAUGAUAAUCCUCAUGUUCUCCACGCUGUCAGGAGGGAACAAGAAGAAAUCCGGUGCAAAAUACUUGAAGCCAAUCGUAGAAUUACGUGGGAUGAUACAAGACGCAUGCCUUUCACUACUCGGGUUAUACAAGAGACCCUGAGAACAGCCAGUAUACUGUCGUUUACAUACAGAGAAGCAGUGGAAGACGUAGAGAUGGAAGGCUACUUGAUACCAAAGGGUUGGAAAGUCCUGCCACUCUUCAGAAGCAUCCAUUACUCCUCCGAGUUCUUCCCUCAACCUCACAAAUUCGACCCUUCAAGAUUCGAGGUUGCACCUCAGCCAAACACGUAUAUGCCGUUCGGGAAUGGCGCCCACUCCUGUCCCGGAAGCGAUCUCGCUAAGCUCGAGAUGCUCAUCCUCCUCCACCAUCUCACCACCACUCUCAGAUGGGAAGUGAUAGGAGAAGAUGGAAUACAAUACGGCCCAUUCCCUGUACCCCGAGACGGCUUACCCAUUAAAGUCCAUGCCAUCAACAACAUCUAGCUAGCUGAUUAAUUAACAAUGUCGAUGAUGAUGAUGAUAGUGUUCUUUUCAAGGGUCAGGAAGUUGCACCCUGUUACGUUACACUUGUUAAUUUAUAAUUUAUUAAAAGUACUACAGAGAGAGAGAGAGAGAGAGAGAGAGAGAGAGAGAGAGAGAGAGAGAGAGAGAGAGAGAGAGAGAGAGAGAGAGAGAGAGAGAGAGAGAGAGAUAA
Molecule: messenger RNA, 1798 nt
Organism: Lactuca sativa (garden lettuce)
Lineage: Eukaryota; Viridiplantae; Streptophyta; Magnoliopsida; Asterales; Asteraceae
Product: abscisic acid 8'-hydroxylase 2
Biological process (GO): sterol metabolic process
Molecular function (GO): monooxygenase activity; oxidoreductase activity, acting on paired donors, with incorporation or reduction of molecular oxygen; iron ion binding
Source: RefSeq, a predicted model, not a curated record